AAAACUCAUUCAGAUUCCUCAGAGGUGUCUAGCGCUGAUCACUGUCCAGAGACAGAACACUGGACUAAAGGGACUGUAGGUGUGACCCACAGCCACAGUUCUCAGAGGUGAGGGGUCUGACUGAGUCGUGCCUGCACGGAUUCCUAUGCAGUACAAAGCACUUGCUGCAUGUUGCAUCGUCAGAAGAGGAGUCUCAGGGAUUGACACGCUCGGACUUCACUGAAUCAGGCUGCAUCUGACAAACAAUCUUGUCUACAUUUUGGUUUGCUAGAGAUCAACUGGGAUUUUUCUGAUUCUAUCUUCUUUCGAAAAAAGGAUGCAUGGAAUAGAAAGAAGGUCUAAGUGCCUGUCUGAGACUAUUUUACAAAACCUGGGAUAAAUGCUGCUUCUCAAAGGUACUGUUGCGUGAUUUACAAUGGAAAAAUUGCUCUGCGGCAUCCUGGUGUUUGGAAUGGCUGUCACAGUCAACGCUUGUCCCAAAUAUUGUGUCUGUCAGAACCUGUCUGAGUCACUGGGGACUUUGUGUCCCUCCAAGGGUCUCCUUUUUGUACCGCUGGACAUAGAUCGAAGGACUGUUGAACUCCGUCUUGGGGGCAACUUCAUUAUCAAUAUCAGCCGACAAGAUUUUGCCAAUAUGUCUGGACUUGUUGACCUUACUUUGUCCAGAAACACCAUUAGUUACAUACAGCCCUACUCUUUCACCGACUUGGAGAGCCUUCGGUCUUUACAUCUGGACAGCAACAGGUUGCCUGAGAUUGAAGAGGAUACUUUAAGAGGUUUAAUUAACCUUCAGCAUUUGAUUUUAAACAACAACCAGCUAAGCAGCAUUUCUGAUGACGCCUUUGAGGAUUUUUUACUGACAUUGGAAGACUUAGACCUGUCCUACAAUAACCUCCGAAGCAUUCCCUGGGAAUCUAUAAGAAAGAUGAUAAACUUGCACCAGCUCAGUUUAGAUCACAACCUAAUAGAUUAUAUAACAGAGGGGACAUUUGCAGAUCUUCAGAAAUUGGCCAGAUUGGAUCUAACAUCCAACAGACUUCAGAAGCUCCCCCCUGACCCUAUAUUUGCCAGAUCACAAGUAAUUCCUUUGGUUGUUACCCCAUUUUCGCCACCUCUGUCCCUCAGCUUUGGGGGAAAUCCACUGCAUUGCAACUGUGAGCUGCUGUGGUUAAGGCGGCUUGACAGAGACGACGAUAUGGAAACCUGUGCUUCUCCUCCAAGUCUGAAGGGAAGGUACUUCUGGUACGUACGGGAGGAGGAAUUUGUCUGUGAGCCCCCUCUUAUUACACAACAUACUCACAAGCUGCUGGUCUUGGAAGGGCAAACUGCCACGCUGAAGUGUAAAGCCAUUGGGGAUCCCACUCCCAUCAUUCACUGGGUGGCCCCUGAUGACCGUCUCAUUGGAAACUCCUCCAGAACGGCUGUCUACGACAAUGGCACCCUAGAUAUACACAUCACCACCUCCAAGGACUACGGAACUUUCACAUGCAUAGCAGCCAAUGCUGCAGGAGAGUCGACUGCAACAAUUGAACUCUCAAUUGUCCAGCUCCCCCAUCUCAGCAACGGCACAGGCAAAGCAGCUCCACCGAAAUCCAGGCUCUCGGACAUCACCAGCUCCACCAAGUCCAAUCGUGGUGAAACAAAAGGUCCCCCAGAAAGGGCUGUCCUGGUGUCAGAUGUGACCACUACCUCAGCUUUGGUCAAGUGGACAGUCAGCAAGUCGGCCCCUCGGGUAAAAAUGUAUCAGCUGCAGUAUAACUGCUCGGAUGAUGAAGUCCUGAUCUACAGGAUGAUACCAGCUACAAACAAGGCCUUUGUUGUAACCAACCUUGUUUCUGGAACAGGCUAUGACCUCUGUGUCCUGGCAAUGUGGGAUGACACGGCCACAACCCUUACUGCCACCAAUAUUGUGGGAUGUGCCCAGUUCUUCACCAAAGAAGACUACCCUCAGUGCCAGUCGAUGCACAGUCAGUUCCUGGGUGGGACCAUGAUUCUGAUCAUUGGAGGCAUCAUUGUGGUGACCCUGUUGGUGUUCAUUGUAAUUCUCAUGGUCCGCUACAAGGUCUGCAACAAUUCCCAGGGCAAGAUGUCUAAUGUCAGCAACGUCUACUCACAGACAAAUGGAGCACAACCAGUUCAGAAUGGAGUCUUGCCCCAGGUCAAUCCCAAAGUGGUGGUGAGAAAUGAACUCAUGGAGUUUAACUGCCAGUCUGCGCGGAGCAGCAUCUCCUCUUCCUCCAGCUCCGCAAAUAGCCGUGACUGUGACAACUACAGCCUCCAAAGUGAACAGGGCACAUUGUCCAGUAAAUGGAGGCCUCCUUCCCGGUCAAAGCACAAUAUUGACCGGCUAAUGGGAGCUUUUGCCUCCCUGGAACUGAAGUGUCAGAAAAAAGAGGAAGUGACAGACUCCAGAACUUCCACGGUGGCCCGCCACUCGGACAAAGAGCCAUUGCUGGGCCAGUCAGAGUCCAAAUUCCGCAGCUUCCUCAUGUUGCCUCUGGAGGGCAAAACUAAACGUAGCCAUUCUUUUGACAUGGGGGACUUUGCCACAUCUCAGUGUUGCACCUACCCAAAAAAGAUAACAAAUAUUUGGACAAAGAGGAGCCUCUCGGUCAACGGCAUGCUGUUGCAGUAUGAUGACAAUGACCUAACAGGGGCCAAAGGGACUUUCGGGAGCUCAGAGUGGGUGAUGGAAAGCACGGUGUAAAUAUCAGUGUCUCCCCCCUUCUCUUCGCCCCUCAUGUGUUAUAAAGCGUGGUUUGCUUCAGGGCCAUGCAACUGGAAAGAGAGGGGAGGAAAUAUUUUCUGUUGUACUGGCCAAAAAGAUAGGCAAGCAAGUUACAGGAAUAGUAAAAGAGAAAGAGGGUCAUGGAAUGUGAAUAGGCACAUGUGGUACCAUUCCUGUCUGGCCCCUACUAAACCAUGUGUGAAUGUUUCAAGGAAUUUGCUAGUUGUAUUUAGCAUUGCUUUCCAAAAGUUACUCAGACUCCUGGUGAACCUUCACACAAGAUUAAACAAGGAGGAUAAAAAGGGGUUUAACAGCAGAAAUUUAAUUUUACAGGGUUUCAUUUUACUUUCUUUCUUUGGUUUUGUUUUCGGUGUUUUUUUUAAUGGCACCUCUUUUUUUUUUUUUGUUAACCACAGAAAUACACUUCUGUGGAUAUGACUGGUGCUAGGAUAUAUCUGAUUGUCAUUCCAAGGAAUUUUCUCAAAAGUGCAGGCAGAACAUCCACAGGAGAAGAUCAGAGUAAAUUGUUUAGCAUAAUCUCAUGGUCUUAACUGUGAAACUAUGACAUCUGGGCAAACAAUAUUUGUUGUUGAAUGGACUUUUGGUUGGUAUUUAAUUAUUUCUCGUCUGUUUUGAUUUGUAACUGCUUUUGAGUUGCUUUUUUCCUACAAGACAAAGUAUGUUUCCAUGCAUAUUUUGGUUUUGUUUUCAGCCUCAUCAAAUUCCCCAGAUGGAAAGGAGGGUAUGUACAAAGGUCAAAUAUCUGAUGUACUGUAUCACCCACUUCUAAUACCAUCCCUUUUUGUCCUAGGAAAAAUUAAAUCUAGGGAUAAAUUUUAAAAAAUCAUUCCCUUUCUUCCAUCUCCUUCAUAACCUCUUCUUGUCAAUGCUCAAUGCAGAUCGCAGCAGAUAUUGAUAUCUAUAGGGAUGUUGCUAUCAAAAAUGGGGAAAAUAGUUAUCAGGAUACCCUAAUAAAGGAUAAAGAAAGGGAAAACAAAAGUAGCUCCUGUGAGCUCUCCACAUUAUGGGUAGCAGUGGCUUCUGGUAGGGGUCAUGCUCUCACUCCACUAAAAUGACAGAUUUGCACCCUACUGUGACAAAAGAUCCUUGUCUGCAUGGUCACCAUGACAUGUCUUGAUUGUAUAAGCAACAUCAGGAAAAUUAAGUUUUUGUGUAUUUCAGGGGAUUGGUUAUGUUCCAAAUUAACCACAGAAGCUGAGUAAAAUUUGGGUAUAACAGAGGAGGGGGUGACCCAUGUCUCCCCUGCAUUACAUAAAGCCCUUCCCCAGUCUGGUGCAGUCCUACUCCCCCAUCUCUCAUCCUCAGGAGAUACUUAUAACAGGAGCUCUUCAGGGUUUGUAAACAGAUUCUCAAAUUGGUUUUUGGUGAGCAUUGCUGUGGUUGUAGAAAUACAUAUGGCCCAUCCAGCAGAAUUUAUUUUCUUUACCAAUUUUACUGUGAUUUCAAGCAUUCUGCUGGCUACUGCAACUGUCCUGUCAUUUGUUUAUUUAUUUGUUUGAUCAGCUGUUGGGAACCAUUCUGAAAUUGCACAUUGUUACUAUGAUUUUGUAAAAAAAGUGGAGAAAGUAUGCAAGGCACAGAGAAAAUAACACAUUAAAAAACUCUAUGUAUAUUUUUUUUAAAAGGU
Molecule: messenger RNA, 4376 nt
Organism: Camarhynchus parvulus
Lineage: Eukaryota; Metazoa; Chordata; Aves; Passeriformes; Thraupidae
Gene: LRFN2
Product: leucine rich repeat and fibronectin type III domain containing 2
Exons: 5
Coding region: 416-2707 (763 amino acids)
Cellular component (GO): postsynaptic density membrane; cell surface
Molecular function (GO): protein binding
Source: RefSeq, a predicted model, not a curated record